GAGAGAGAAACCCUCAAUUUAUUGACAGCGUCCCAACUUCCCCCAUUGCAUGCCCUAUUCGUGUCACCUGCUAACCAACUCCUCCUCCUCUUCGAUUUUCUCAUAUUUUAAUAUUUUUAGAUAUACUAUCUUCAAUUUUCUUCACAGUAGCUGUUUGUUUAUUUCUUUCAUUUGGGUAAUUAAUUAAUUAAUGGGGAAGAAGAGGAAUUACGCGCCGCUGAACAAGAUGUUUGCAUGGGUCCGGCGGCAGUCGGCGAAGGUCAACGCUUUCUUGGCGGCGGCGCUUUGUCUGUGCGCUCUGGUGGCGCUGAAGCUUCUGAUUCACGACCACAACCACUUCUUCGUCGCCUCUGAGGCCAUCCAUUUUGCUGGUAUUUUGGUCCUCAUCUACAAACUCUCCACCCGAAAAACCUGCUCCGGCCUUUCUCUGAAGACUCAAGAACUUACAGCAGUGUUUUUAGCUGCACGAUUAUGCUGUAGUGUAUUUAUGGAAGGUGACAUUCACACGGUUCUUGAUUUUGUGACACUCGUCUCGACUUUGUGGGUUGUAUACAUGAUUAGGUUCAAGUUGAAAUCCACCUACAUUUCGGACCUCGAUAAUAUGCCCUUGUAUUAUGUGGCGGUACCUUCUGCAAUCCUAGCGGUACUUGUCCAUCCUUACACACAACACGGACGAAUUAGCCGAAUUCUUUGGGCUUUUGGUGUUUAUUCCGAAUCGGUUUCCGUAUUGCCACAACUUCGGAUGAUGCAGAAUGCCAAGAUGAUCGAACCAUUUACAGCCAAUUACGUGUUUGCGCUCGGUGUUGCAAGAUUCUUAGGAUUUGCUCAUUGGUUCAUUAAGGUAAUGCAUGACGUCCUAUUUGGGGGUCAAUUGGUAUCGUUCAAAACCAUUACGGGGUCC
This is a messenger RNA of Erythranthe guttata (spotted monkey flower), 901 nucleotides long. NCBI's taxonomy places the organism in Eukaryota, Viridiplantae, Streptophyta, Magnoliopsida, Lamiales, Phrymaceae. The record is from RefSeq and is a predicted model, not a curated record.